Rhineura floridana is the source of this 2787-nucleotide messenger RNA. RefSeq names its product protein kinase C and casein kinase substrate in neurons protein 3-like. Gene Ontology annotation, cellular component: endosome; plasma membrane; cytoplasm. The transcript is spliced from 11 exons. The record is from RefSeq and is a predicted model, not a curated record. Gene Ontology annotation, biological process: cytoskeleton organization; regulation of endocytosis; plasma membrane tubulation. The coding region runs from base 405 to 1625 and encodes 406 amino acids. Gene Ontology annotation, molecular function: protein binding; phospholipid binding. NCBI's taxonomy places the organism in Eukaryota, Metazoa, Chordata, Lepidosauria, Squamata, Rhineuridae.
GAAGCAACUUUAUGCCUGCCUGGGACACUGUGUGGGGAAGACAGCUCUGUGAGCUUCCCUGCAGCAGUGUCCCCAAGGCUGGAGAAGUGUGAGAUAGUUUUGAGUUAGAACUGAUGGCUUAGUAGCAAAGGGUUAACCAGAACAUGUGUCACAGGAGGAGUUCUGCCCCUCUUUCCCUCUGAAGUUUAAAAUUCCCUAGCCCAGAAUUUUCCAGACCUAAAUCCAUCUUUCGCCAGCAACGACACCCUUUCCAGACUGAGGUUCUUCUGGACUGGUGAAGGAGGCAUGAAGGAAAAAGCAGAACAGAACGAGAAAAGAGGAAAGGAACCCAGGAUUAUCCAAUGAAGAAUGGUGGGAGAUUCUGAACAGACAAAUGGAAGUGUUUCUUCACAUGCAGUGACACCAUGUCUGUGAUAUACAGUGAGGUGGCUGCAGAUGAGCCAACAACUGACAGCUUCUGGAUGUCCAAUCACUAUCACAGCACAGUAAAGCGCCUGGUCGAUGGGUAUCGCAUCUGUGACCAGAUUGUAGCCUGUUUCACGGAUCGUGCAAAGAUUGAACGCAGCUAUGCUUUACAGAUGGAGGAGUGGACUCGCAAGUGGCGCCCCCUUGUUGAUGCAAGUCCAGCAUAUGGCUCCUUGCUCCGGGCCUGGCAAGCAUUCUUGGGGGCUUCUGAGCGGCUGAGCCGGCUACACAUGGAGAUGCAAAGGGCUUUGAUCUCAGAGGAUGCCGGGCGCAUCCGGACCUGGCAACGUGACUCCUACCACCGCAAGCUGUUUGGGGGCUUCAAGGAGGCCUGUGAGCUGGAAAGUGGCUUCCAGCGGGCACAGAAACCGUGGACCAAGAAGCUCAAGAAGGUCGAGAAAACCAAAUCUUUAUAUCACAAGGCCUGUCGCAAAGAAUAUGUUGCAACCCUACGGGAGAGUGGAGUCCAAGCUGCCCCGGGGUCUGAGGUGCCCCCAGACCGGCAGCGUGCCUUGCGGGAAGAACAUCAGCGUUGCAGCCAAGAAGCCAACAAGGUGCGUGAGCGCUAUGAGAAGGCCCUGCAGGAGCUCGAUCACUGCAGCCCACGCUACAUGGAGGAAAUGGAGUCGGUUUUUGAGCAGGGGCAAGUGCUGGAGCAGAAGCGCAUUGUCUUUCUCAAGGGGGCAUUCCUUGCUCUGCAUCGACGCCUUGAUGUCACCGCUGACCCCAGCAUCCAAGCUGUUUAUAGUGAUAUGCACCAAGCCAUCGAAGAAAUAAAUGACCAGGAUGACCUCAAAUCGUGGCGUAAUCGGCAUGGACCAGGGAUGCCUAUGAAUUGGCCACAGUUCGAGGGUUGGAGCCCGGACCAGGAGCAGCCACAGGUGAAAGUCAAGAAAGCCAAAGAACCAGAGAAAGUGACAUUGCGCAGCAUCACCCCUUCCCAGAGCAGUGCAAAGCCAGCACCCGUGCCAGUGUCAGGACAGCGGGUCCGUGCUGUGUAUGACUAUACCAGCCAAGAGGCAGACGAGCUAAGCUUUAAGGCAGGAGAGCUGCUUACCAAGUUGGAAGAUGAGGACGAGCAAGGCUGGUGCAAGGGGGUGACCGACAGCGGGCGUGUGGGGCUCUACCCUGCCAACUAUGUGGAGCCCGUACAGGGUUAGCUCAGUGGGUUAGAGAUAGAAGAGGGCGAGCACAGGGUAGGGUGGGGGGAAUCACACACCCGUACACCUAUAUUAGGGCUAUGUUUGUUCUGCACUUCUGACAGCACACUAUGCAAGCACAGAACCGUGCAAAAUUCAGCUUCCUUAGAGACUCCACUUUAUUUUUAAAAAGCACACAGCAUUCAAUCCAUGUGGAUGCAAAGUUACCCUUGAAAAUGUGUGUGGGAGUGCUGCUGGUGAACUCUCAGAACCUGUGGUGGGUUGGUGGGGCUUCUGGGGUCUGCACAGCUUGCUGUCCCCCCCUCUAGCUAGCUCUAUUAUGCAAAAUAAGCCCACUGAUGCUCCAUUUGCAUAACUUAUUCAGGGGAGGGCAGCGUUUGCCUUUGGGUGGGUGGGGAGUGCAGAGUAAUGCAUAGCCCUGAUCACUAAGUCAACAAAAGACACCGAAACAACCGAGGACAAAACUGGGGAGCAAAUCCCUCACACAAGCACAAAGCAUAACACACACACACACACCUGUAUCCAGAUGCACAUGUCCAGUCUGAUUUACACACCAUGUGCUUGCAACCUCAUGCACACCUACACAGCUGCAGAUGCCACCACUCCCUCUCCUCAUGUCUCUGACACACACCUGCCAAAUAAAUCAAGGUGCCUUCACGUUCUUGUUUGUGUCUAAGGCACAGUCAGAAAACACAUUUUGUUCCAAGGGCUUGUCAUCGCCUCUAGAAACCCUGAGAGGGACUGAAAAGCAGAAUCCGGAAGGCGUCUUACAGUCCCAAAGAAGUGCGCUGUAGAGAUCAUGAGAUGGCUAUCAAAUUAACAGCCACCUCUGGGUUAUGAAAGGUGAAGUGAGAUGGCCGUGUAACAUGCAGUUGCCAAUUUAAAAUUUCCCACGUGACAAGUGGCUGUUUUAGAGGCCCCAACCACACAGUAGACUGAGUGUCACCAUGCCAGCCACGCCUUCACCUCCCUAAGAGGCCUGCAUUUUUAGAGAAAAAACAUUAAAGAAGCAAUCACACUAUAACUGAUUGUUUCUGACGCUACCCAAAGAUGUGUGAAAAUGAGGCGGGGGGAUGUGAUGAUGAGCUUACAAGAGUGAACGUUUAAAAAAUAAGGCUAGCUGAUCUGGAGAUUUUGGAAAAUAAAAUGAAUAAGCAUGGUG